Messenger RNA from Spodoptera littoralis (African cotton leafworm), 816 nucleotides. Lineage: Eukaryota; Metazoa; Arthropoda; Insecta; Lepidoptera; Noctuidae. The record is from the annotation of a GenBank genome assembly.
AUGUUUUACUUAAUAGGUCUAGGCUUAGGUGAUGCAAAAGACAUAACUGUGAAAGGCUUAGAAAUAGUAAGAAAAUGUGACAAAGUCUUAUUGGAAGGUUAUACUUCGAUACUCACUGUUGGAAAAGAAGUGUUGGAAGAAUAUUAUGGCCGACCAUUAAUAAUAGCUGACCGGGAACUGUGUGAAGGUGCAAUAGAUGAGAUUUUACUUGAAGCUAAGGACUCAGAAGUUGCGUUGUUAGUUGUUGGUGAUCCAUUGGGGGCUACUACGCACACUGACAUGCUGCUACGAGCUAAGCAAUUUGGUGUAAAAACUCAGAUUGUUCACAAUGCCUCAAUCAUGAAUGCUGUGAGCUGCUGUGGUCUGCAGUUGUACAAUUUUGGUGAAACUGUUUCAAUACCAUACUGGACGGACAAAUGGAAGCCUGACAGCUUUUUUGACAAAAUUGUGGGAAAUUUUUCAAGGAACUUGCAUACCCUAUGUUUGUUAGAUAUUAAAGUAAAAGAACCUACUGAAGAUUCUCUCACAAAGAAGGUUCGCCAGUAUAUGGAUCCGAAAUUCAUGUCUGUAAAGGAAGCAGCAAAUCAAUUAGUGCAGAUCAUCGAAAACAAUCCAGAUAAAAGUAUAAAUAAAAGCAGUACGGCAAUCGGGCUCUCACGAGUAGGAGCCAGCGAUCAGCGGAUAGCCGUAAUGACACUCGACUCGAUGCAAAGCUUUGACCUCGGCCCGCCGCUACACAGUCUCGUCAUUCCCGCUCCCAAUUUACAUCCGUUGGAAUUGGACUAUCUAGCACAGUUUAAUCAAUCAGGCAGUUGA